UGGGAAGCAGCCUUAUUACCUAGAAGAAGGGCAGCAAAUACAACGAGCAGCUUGAGAGAGAGAAUAAUAAUAAUAAAAAACCUCGACAACAACAAUAAUAAAAACAGCACACCGUCUUUCACCGAGCAGGAGCGUCUCCGGCUCUGUCUGUGUCGUUUUGAAAGGAGGAGAGAGAGAAAAAACCCAAACAGCACGAUGUCAGCCAGAGGUGGGAAAAAGAAGGUCACGAAGCUGUCCCGGUCAUCCAGGGCGGGGGUCAUCUUCCCCGUGGGGAGGAUGAUGAGGUACCUGCGCACCGGUACGCACAAAUACCGCAUCGGCAUGGGGGCUCCCGUCUACAUGGCAGCGGUCAUCGAGUACCUGGCAGCUGAGAUUUUGGAGCUGGCAGGGAAUGCAGCGCGAGACAACAAGAAGGGUCGAAUAACUCCCAGACAUAUCAAACUGGCUGUGGCCAAUGACGAGGAGCUCAACCAGCUUCUAAGAGGAGUGACCAUAUCAAACGGAGGCGUCCUGCCUCGGAUCCACCCGGAGCUUCUCUCCAAGAAGAGAGGAAGCCGGGCGAAAGCGGACACCCAGACGUCCACGCCCGAGAAGCAGGAGGAGCGCUCCAAGAACAAGAAAGUGGUCAAACCUUUCAAAAAGUUCAAGGGGAAACGAGGCCGCAAGCCGAAGAGCGCAGAAGGUGACAAAGAGUCUGUCCCGAGUUCCUCUGUGGAAGACGGACCAGGAGACGGAUUCACCAUCCUGUCAGCAAAGAGCCUGUUUCUCGGACAGAAACUUUCACUAACAGAGAGUGAAAUCAGUAAGAUCGGAUCCAUCAAGGUGGAAGGAAUCAUAAACCCGACAAACGCAGAGCUGGACCUCAAAGAUGGAGUCGGAAACGCUCUGGAGAAAGCCGGAGGCCGAGAGUUCCUGGACGGCGUUAAGGAGCUGCGGAAAGCCCAGGGGCCUCUGGAGGUGGCGUCAGUGGCAGUGAGCCAGGCCAACGGGAUGGCGGCCCGCUUCGUUAUCCACUGUAACGUCCCUCAGUGGGGCUCGGAGAAGUGCGAGGACCAGCUGGAGAAGACGGUGAAGAACUGCCUCUCAGCAGCCGAGGAGAAGAAGCUGAAGUCCGUGGCCUUCCCGUCACUUCCAGCCGGACGGAACGGCUUUCCAAAGCAGACGGCCGCUCAGCUCAUCCUGAAGGCCGUCUCCAACCACUUUGUGUCGUCCACCAGCUCCUCCCUGAAAAACAUUUACUUUGUGCUGUUUGACAGCGAGAGCAUUGGAAUCUACCUACAGGAAAUGGCCAAGCUGGACACCAAGUGAGGAUCUCUUCAUUUCUGUGGGGUGGGGGGGUUGUUAAUUGUUGCCGUUGUGUGGGUGGGGUCGGGGUGGCGGGAUCCAGCAGUAGGGCUUUUAAUGUGUGGUGGUCUCUUCGAGGAGGGAAACAGUAAUUGUGAGUUAGAGGAGCUGUUCACGUUUUCUGUUCCACUUGUCUCGUUGGGCAUUCUUUAGAUCUUUUACAUCUUUAGUUUGACUUUAUUGUUCUUUAUUUCACUGUUUCUACUCGUUUUUUUCCUUCCCCUUUAAACAUUCARUGUAUAUCCUUCUUUUCUUGUCUCUGUAGUUUCUCAUAGGUURUUAAAAGUUGUGAUUCUCAUUCAGCUUUGAAAUAAAUCUGAUAUUUUACACCAAACUUA
Austrofundulus limnaeus is the source of this 1682-nucleotide messenger RNA. It is a transcript of the gene macroh2a2, whose product is annotated as macroH2A.2 histone. Gene Ontology annotation, biological process: nucleosome assembly. The record is from RefSeq and is a predicted model, not a curated record. Lineage: Eukaryota; Metazoa; Chordata; Actinopteri; Cyprinodontiformes; Rivulidae. Gene Ontology annotation, cellular component: nucleosome. Gene Ontology annotation, molecular function: structural constituent of chromatin; protein heterodimerization activity; DNA binding. The transcript is spliced from 9 exons. Bases 196 to 1308 code for a protein of 370 amino acids.